AUGGCUGCUGCUCUUCCAGAACAUUGCCUUCGAAAAAUUUUUAAUAGUUUCAAUAAUUUGGAAUAUAGUAUAAGCUUUAAACGUUCCCUGGUUUUGAUUAAUCGCUAUUGGUGUGAAACUCUUACACCGGAGCUUUGGCGUGAUCCUUUUGAAAAUUGUGAAACAAGUGAAAGUUACGAACUAUUAAUUGAUACAUAUCUUAAAUGUUUACCUUCUAAUGUGUUGAAAAAUCUUGGACUUGUUACAACUUCUUCAUCUAUUGCCUUUGAUUAUCCAUCUUAUUUACGCCAUUUUGAUCCCAAUGUAAUAUUUUCUGCUGUUAAAAUUUGGGUUGAACAAACUAUUCGUCCAGAUAUUGAUUGUGUCGAGAAGGAAAGAAGAAUCGUGGCGAUAUAUUGUGCUCUUUUGGGGAAUUUUAUGUUGAAGUCGAAGGUCAUUCAAAAAAUUACACUUUAUGAAACUCAAUUAGUGAAUUUUUAUAAUUUUUUCGGUGCUGAAACUUGCCUUGCAGCAAUUGAAACACUUAAUUGCAAUGUUAGUGAUGUGGGAGCUAUGGAACUGUCGAAUAUUAUAUAUUCGGCUUUGACUGUUUCGAAGAAUCUUCAAAAAUUAAAAAUUUGUUUGUUGAAUAUUGACGUUUGCAUCGACUCGAUCAUCAAAAAUAUGUCUUGCCUUAUUAAAGUUCAGCAAAAUUUAAAAGCUAUUUCUAUUGAAAGUUUUGAAAAGGACUUUCGCAAACUCUGGAAGUCAAUUUCUUUACAUUUCAACUCUUUAGUUGACGUUAGGUUAGUUUCUAUAAAAUUUAGUGAACGUAAACCUUUUAAACUUCAAGAAUUAGCUUUUAUUCCUAAUUUAGAAAUUAUCAAGAUUUAUAAUUGUGAAAAUCUGGAAUUUACUUCUAGCCCGAAAAUUGAUUCAAUAGCAUUUCGAAAAAUUCAUAGAUUCAAAGUUGAGAAUUGCCUUAAAUUUCCAAUGAGUUUUAUUAAGACCGUAUUAUCCAGAUCUAACAAAACUAUGCGAGAAAUUGGAUUUAGGGGACUUGAUAAAUAUGUAGAAAUAAUUGAAUUAUGUAUACAAUAUUGUACAAAUAUUACUAGAAUCGAUUUAACUAUCAAACGAAGCCAAUUUUCAAUAUUUAUUGAAUUAUUAGAAGUAUGUAAAGAUUUACAAGAAAUUUAUAUUGAUGAUAUGAUUUAUGUGGAUGAAUACACUUCGUUGAUGGGCUGCAAACGUAAAAAUUCAUCCGAAGAUGGAAACGAAAUUCUUAAACAACUUGGAAAAGUACUUCCACGAAAGGUUCAGUCGUUUAUAUUUUAUUUGGAUUGGUGGUUUACUCCGAAAUCGCUGGAAUCAUUUCUUGAAAAUUGUGCUGUUAAAGAAUUGAGAACACUUUCCUUUGCUUUAUAUAAAGAAUUUUCCCUUAAGCAUUUAAAUGUUAUACUGAAGUAUUGUUCGGGUACUUUGAAAAAUUUGCACCUUAAUACAAAUAAGCAUAUACCUGAUGGAGAUUUAGAAAGAGCUAGAGAUAUGAUUGAAUACAUUAUUUUUGAUGGAGGUGAAUAUAUAGAUGAUUAUAGAUGUUAUGAAGGAUCUGAUAAUGAAUAUUAUGAUGAUGGGUAUGACAUACAUUACGGUGCAAAAAUAGAUGAAAUUUAUGAUGAUUGCGAAUAUGAAUAUUAUAGCGAUAGUGAUGAAUUUGAUGAUUAUGAUGAUUAA
Molecule: messenger RNA, 1716 nt
Organism: Scutellospora calospora
Lineage: Eukaryota; Fungi; Glomeromycota; Glomeromycetes; Diversisporales; Gigasporaceae
Source: the annotation of a GenBank genome assembly